AUGGCGGUCGUUCCGCUGCUUUCUACGUGCGCUAAUCUCGUCCCGUCAUCCUCAUUCCUAACGCCUGCCCUCUGCCUCUCAGCCGCUCCCAGCCACUCUCACAGUCACCGUCGUACCGUCAAACUCUGCCGCUCGCCCACUCCCUCCCUCUUCACCAGCAAGCGAUUCUCGAAUAUUCUCUUGCAGGUAGGAGACCGAGGAAGACACCCUUCUCUGGUUCGCGCUAGGGCUCUUUCUCGGUCUAUCUCAUUUUCUCCUGCGCCAAAAGCGCUAGAUUUAGUUCCCCGUCGCUCGCGAUUGGUGGCUGUUCGAUCCAGGGCGUUCGACGAGACGCGCGAGAGAUCGGCAGGCAGAUCGGGGGAGGAGAGGGGGGACGAGCGAUGGGGGAAGGAGAGAGGGGAAGAGAGUUGGGGGGAGGAUGGGGCGGAUGAUGGAUGGGGGGAGGAGAGGGCGAAAGGGGGAUGGCGGGAGCGGAAGGAGAGGGAAAGAUCAGCGGAAAGCUGGGGGGAGCGAUUGGCGGAGUGGGCUGGGGGGGAAGGCGAGGGCGGAGGGUCAGGGGAGAGAUCGGCGGAUAGAUGGGGUGAGCGGAGAGCUGCGGGGAACGGGAGGGGCGCACGGGGAGGAAGAGGGGGGCGGACCGAGAGGGGUGGGCGCGGGGGCAGGGGACAGGGUUCAGGGUUUAACCGUUACGGGGCGGAUCGGUUUGAUGAGGGGCGCGGAGGGUUUGGGGGGAGACGGCGGGGGGAGGGGGAUGGGGAAAGGGCGGAGUGGCAAGGGGAAGGAAGGGGGAUCGGCGGAAGAGGGGAGAGCGGAUGGGGGGAGGGCGGAGAGGGUUCUGGGUUUGGAUCAAGGUUUGGUGGUAGGCGAGAGAAGGUUAACAGGCGAAAGCACACGGAGCUGGCGAUAGACCCCGUGCUGGUUACCAACAUUGGCGAAGAGGCGGACGGGGGGGAGGAGGGGGAAACAGGUGGGCCAAGCGAGGGGGUGAAGGGGGGAUUUGGGGAAGCGCGAGAAGGGGGAGAGGGAAUGGGGCAGGGGGGAAGCGGAAGUGACUAUAGAGGGCGUGAUGGUAGGGAUAUCGGGGGAAGGGGGAGAGGGGGAAGCGGAAGGGCUCUGGCGGGUGGGAGAGGGGGAAGGGACACGCGGCAAGGGGGAUGGGGGGGUGAUGCGGAUGAGUGGGCGGAGGACGGGGGGGAUUGGCGGGUGGCGGAGCGGGAGGAUGACGACUGGGGGGACGACAGGGGCGCGCGGGGGGACGGGGGGAGGGCAAGGGGGGGCGGGGGAAGCUCGAGGGGGGGCAGGAGUGGCGGAUGGGGAAGAGGAGGGCGCAAUGGCGGAGAACGGAUGGGGGUUUAUGAGCAGUGGAGCAUGGGGAUGAGCAAGCGCAGGGCGAAGGUUGUGUGGGGGCGGGGGGAGGGAGAGGGGGGUAUGGGGGAAGAUGCAGAGGAGGGGAAGUCGGGGAGAGAGGGGAAGGAAGGAAAGGAGGGUAGGGAAGGGAACGAGGGGAGGGAGGGUAUGGGGGAAGGAGAAGAGAAUCCAGACGAGGAAGGGAGACGAAGGUGGUGGCAGCGGGGGGAUAAGUAUGUGCGGGGGGAGAGGAAUUUGAGGGAGGAGGGGGGUGUGGUGGGGGAGAGGACUUUGAGGGGGGAGAGGGACGUGCGUGGGGAGAGGGGUGAGGGUAGGGGGAGGGAGGGGAAGAGAAAUUUGCAAGGGGAGGGGGAUGUGCAGGGUAAGCGGGCAGAAGGUAGGGGGAUCAAUGAGGAGGAGAGGAUGUAUAAGGGGAGGGAUUAUACGGAAGGGGAUUCUGGGAGGAGAGAUUAUAAGGGGGAGGGUUAUGGGAGGAGAGAUUUCAGUGAGAGAGUGCAACAGGAGAGGGGUUAUGAUAGGAGGAGCGGGUUCAGCGGCAGAGGAAGGUAUGACGGGGAGGGGCGCAUGGAAAGAGACAGAGGCGUGGGUAACAGGGAAGGGGUGGGUGGUAACAGAGGGGGAAUGGGUAGCAGCCGAGUAGACAGGGAAGGGGGCUAUAAUGAGAGGAACGGGUACAGCGGCAGAGGGAGGUAUGAGGGGGAGAGGCGCGUGGAUAGGAACAGAGGCAUGGGCGGUAGCAGAGGAGGCGUGGAGGGGGGUUAUGAUGAGAGGAGCGGAUACAGCAGCAGAGGAGGGUUUGAAGGGGAGGGGCGCAUGGAAAGAGACAGAGGCAUGGGCGGCCAGGAGGGCAUGAGCGGGGGAAGGGGGGACAUGGACGGGGGAAGAGGAGAUGGGGAGGAGAGGGGCGGUUAUGACGGUAGGAGCGUUUACACGAGGGGAGGAGGUGAGCCAAGGCGCAUGGACGCUGGAAGCAGGGGGGGUAUGAGCGGGGGAAGAGGAAUGAAGGGAGGCAGAUUGGGCAGGGAAAGAGGAGCAGAGGGAGAGGGAGGGGCAAGAUGGGAGAAGGAAGGAGGCACGAGUGGUAGAGGCACUCGGCGAGAAUAUGCUGAAUGGGAGGAGCAGGAAGGAGAGGAAGGAGAUGAGGAGGGGAGGCGAGGAGGCGGAGGGAGAGGCAGCAGUGGUGGGAGAGGCACGUUGCGGCAGUCGUCAACAUCAGAAUCAGAAUCAGCGGUAUCAAUUUUACCUGCUGCGGUUCUUGAAGAGCCUACUUUGAACUGCGAGCAUUUCACCAACUGCUCCGGCUGCUCCCUGAAUGCUGCUCUGGACCGCCCUCCCAUUAUCGCAGAGGCAGAGGCGUUCUUUGAGGCCCGCGGGGUGGCGGGCUUUAAGCUGCACACCGCUGAUGUGGUGGAGUGGCGGUGCCGAGCCAAGCUAGCAGUGAGGGGCACAGCAGAGGAGCCGCUGGUGGGGCUGUAUGCAGCACGGUCGCACGAUGUGGUGGAUAUUCCCAUGUGCAGAGCUCACCAUCCGCGCCUCAAUGCUGCUGCAGCGCUUGUGCGAUCAGUGAUCAAGGACCUGGGUGUAGAGCCCUAUGACGAGGAAACAGGCCAGGGGAUGCUCAGAUACAUCCAGCUUGCUCUCACCACCAACGACACCUCCAUCCCAUCUUCUGAGCGAUACCUGAAAGGCAAGGUGCAGGUGACGCUGGUGUGGAAUGCGAGCAACGAAAAGUCACCCGCCGCUGAGAAGAUCCCAGCCCUGUGCAAGGAGCUGUGGCGGCAGGGAGGCAAAGAGGCGAAUUUGCUGCACUCCGUGUGGAUGAACUUCCAAACAUCGUCCAGCAAUGUGAGCAUGGCGUGGCGUGGGGGGCAGGGAUGUUGGGUGUUGAGGUUAGGCCAAUUACAAGGUGAGGGUGAGGAGGGGUGGAGAGCGGUGCGACUGGGUAACGCAAACUGGGUUGGGACUGGUUACAAGAAGGUGAGACUUGGCCCGGCGGACCUGUGGGAGCGGAGCAUCUGGGGGGGCGUGGAUGUGUGUGCUUCACUCCUGGGAGCUUUGGGCAGGCCAAUUACAAGGCGUUUGAUCUUGAUGCUGAAGCAUCUGGACUCGCUCUUUCCUCGCCGAUCCUCUGCGUUUGACUUGAUGCUGAAGCAUCUACACUCGCUCUUUCCUCGCCGAUCCUCUGUAGUGGAGCUGUACGCUGGGGCAGGGGCAAUAGGGCUCUCUCUUGCUGCUACCACACAGUGCAGUGUGCGUUGCUACGAGAUAAACGAGGCCGCCCGGGCGCCCUUCACGCGUUCUCUGGAGCGACUGCAGCCGCUGCUGCGCCACCCGGCUGCUGUGUCAUGGCACCAGGCAGACGCAGAGGCACCCGUUGAGUCCCAUCUGGACAUUCUACUGGAUGCAGACGUGGUGCUCGUGGACCCCCCUCGCAGGGGCCUACAUGAGCCAGUCUUGGCUGCGCUGCUGCAUGCUGCCAGGCAUGCCGGCAGGUUGUCACAGCAGCAGGCAGACAGUCAGUCCAGCAGCACCGCCUGGAGUGGGAAGACAAAGGCGAGCAGCGGCAGCAGCAGUGGUGGCAGAUGCAUGGGCAUGAAAGCAGGCGAGCUCAAGGCAUGA
Messenger RNA from Closterium sp. Naga37s-1, 3987 nucleotides. Lineage: Eukaryota; Viridiplantae; Streptophyta; Zygnematophyceae; Desmidiales; Closteriaceae. The record is from the annotation of a GenBank genome assembly.